UAUGUAUAACACCCGAGCAGCAGCUGUUUUCCUCCAUCCCGAGGACGGAGCUUCGCCCUUUAUACUCGUUACAGCGACGAUUUCUUUGUUUUAGGUGCUAUUUGUGGUAUUUAGUAUAAAUAAAUAUAUACAUAGGACGUGUGGGCGUAUACCCUCGGCUGCACAUUAAGCGCCUUCCUCUUUGGACAAUCACAAUGGAACCUGCCUGCCGGAAGGACAAACCAAAGCUCAACUCUACUCCAACUAGAGGAGACAGAACCAAACAGAAAUCUGCACAACAGGAGCUCAAACAGCGACAGAGAGCAGAGAUAUACGCUUUGAACAAGGUGAUGACUGAGCUUGAGCAACAGCAGUUUGACACCUUUUGUAAGCAGAUGCAGGCACAAGGAGAAUGAUUGACAUUUCAGUUGGAGCACCCAGCCAUACCCACUCAAAGACCUGCUAAAGGGAGAAGUUGUCUAUGAUUGGAUAAGGUUAUGUUGCCUUUUUUUGUCUUCUCUGACCCAACACUCAACCAGAUCUCAAGAUGACUGCUAGUCGUCCAAAAGGCGUUGAGGUUAGUCCAGUAUUGAACCCGAAGCUGGUGGACAGCAGUAACUGGGACGGAAGAUGCGUUCCAAUCUUCUUUUUCCUGGACGACCGGCUCUACCUAUCGAGCUACUGCCACCCAAAUCUGGUUAUGUUGCUUUGAAUGUACCAUUUGAUGUUAUCUUUUGUAAUUAUUAUGCCUGGCGGGGAGCAGUUAGCAGAGUAGCAUUUUUCUUAUAAACUGUUUUUUACUAUUGUGUGCUGUGUAUAAAGGAUGAAUUUUCUUAGCAGGGGAUCACAGGGUGAAAAGAGUGCAGCCCUAUUAAAUGUUUUUGUUUAAAAAAACAAGAAAAAAUCUGGUUUGUUAGAACUCAUGCACUUGGUACCAUACAUGUUAAUUUCUAGGCGUAUACGUACAAUAGUAGUUUGCACCGUGUUUGUGUAAAACUCUUGUGUUUUUAAUGUCUAACCUUGUAAG
This is a messenger RNA of Doryrhamphus excisus (bluestripe pipefish), 1006 nucleotides long. RefSeq names its product small vasohibin binding protein (gene svbp). The record is from RefSeq and is a predicted model, not a curated record. Gene Ontology annotation, biological process: protein secretion; negative regulation of protein ubiquitination. NCBI's taxonomy places the organism in Eukaryota, Metazoa, Chordata, Actinopteri, Syngnathiformes, Syngnathidae. Gene Ontology annotation, cellular component: apical part of cell.